AAGGGGGGAGAAAAAAAGAAAGAAAAAAAGGUAAUUUACCAAUUUAGGCUCGUGGACUCGGAGAAAUCCCGACGAGCCAACCAACAUCAUCAUCAUCAUCAUCAUCCCCCAAUCCCUCCCCCUCUCUCUUUCCUUCGAUCUCUCAUCUUUCUUCUCCGUCAUCGAUAACGGCGACUUCAGCGAUUCAAGUCCUCUUCGUUCCAAGAGGAUUUAAAAGGUGGGUCUUUUGAAGGUAAUUACUGCAAAGUGUAGGGUUCUACUUCAAUACUGUACAUUUCUAUAUUUAUUUUGUUCAAGGUAAUUUGUUAUUGUGAAGAACAAUCGGAUGUUAAUUUGGUGCUGUUAGAAUGAUGAAUCAAGGCGGCGAGGCACAGAAAUAUCAGGGGGUGGAUAUGAGUCAGGGAAACAUGUCUUUAACGUCGGGGCACCAUUCCUGGUCUUCAACGCCAGGACCUGUUACUGUUUCUUGGAAUUCAUAUGGGACAGCUAAUGCUUCUGUUGAGAAUGGGGUCCCCUCAAGUUCUGGCUACGAUUAUGAUACACAGAGGGAGACCACUGUUACCGGAGAUGGUCACAGUGCAGCCAGUUCUGCUUGUCAUGCAUCUACAUCAUCAAAUAGUGGUACCACAAAUUUGCCACAAGAUUAUGCUAAUUACACACCAUAUUCAAAUCCAAUGGGAACUUAUACAUAUAACAACACGGAAUAUCAAAACUAUUACAACUAUCAGCAGCCAUCUAGCAGUUCUUCCUCUCAACAAGUGGUAGCUUGUCAAAACUCAGGUGCUACUUAUCAGUCUUUUAGCUCAUUUCAGCAUACAGGCUCUUAUGUCGCUCCUACAAGUUAUUCAAGCACUUACUACAAUGCUGGUGAUCAUCAGACGGCGGCGGCAGGAUACCCAAACAACAGCUAUGUUAACCAGUCCAACUACUGGAACAAUGGAAGUACGGGAAGUUAUCCUCAGCAGUAUCCAAACUACACGGCGCCAGUUGCAAACUCUACCCAAGUAACUAGCAAUGCAGCAAGUUCUCUUCAUUAUCAGCAUUAUGGUCAAUGGCCAUCUUAUUAUUACCCACCUGCUCCCACUGUAAAUAGUGUUCCUGGUACAGAACAAAUGUCGACUACCAGUAGCGCUCCUGCUACCCCAGUUCAAGCUGCAGCAGGCAGUUAUCCAUAUCCAAGCAACCAGCCGCCACCACCUGGCACCACAACUUGGAGAAGUGAAUCUGGACCUUCAGUGACUCCUUUUUUGCAGGAUAAGAACAAUGUAACGACAUACAAUCUGAAUCCUUCUUCCGGAGUUGCAGGUCCUGUAUCACAGAGUCACCAAAUGAAUCAAAUGACCUCGCACUUUCAAAAUCCUGCAGAUUCAAGUCCUUUGCCUUCUGAAAAUCCUAAAUAUCAGCAAACGAAUAUGCAAAUUGAAGGCUCUAUUUUACAGGCCUCUUCGACUAACCAUGUCUUAGAUCAUUUCCAAGCUCCCAUGCAAACCACCAUGUUGGACACACAACGGGUAAGAAAAAUGCAGAUUCCAACAAAUCCUAGAAUUGCUCCAGGUUUGGCCUUUGGCAUGUCAAAAGGCGAUAAAGAAAGCUCAACACCUAAUACUGCAGUGAAACCCGCUUAUGUCAGUGUUCAAGUACCAAAGCCUAGUGAUAAAUUGCCCUCUCAUGAUGAUGAAGAGGCCGUAAUGAAGGGAACUCUCCCAGCAUCACUCCGUACUUAUGUGGAAAGAACUUUUGCUCGCUGCAAGGAUGAUUCACAAAGGGCUGCUAACCAAAAGCUUAUGAAGGAGCUGAUCACAAAGGCUUCUGCUGAUGGCACACUUUUUACAAGAAAUUGGGAUAUCGAACCACUUUUCCCCUUGUCAAAUGCCAUUGAUGAAGCUAAUCAAAACUUGUCUAAAUUUACAAGGAGCCCGAAGAGGCGCACAAAAAGUCGAUGGGAGCCUGUUGAUGAUGAGAAGAUGGUGGAGAAAUUGGCAUCUGCCAAUUAUGAUUUGACCAAGGGUGCUGGAAAAGGGGUACAUAAUUGGAAUAGGAGUAACGAUAACAGUCCAAAUGGGCUUAAGUUUGUUUCGCCUAAACAGCAAACACCAUUAAGUAAAAUUGCUCAGAGGCCAGUGAAGAAACCCCGAUAUGGUGAUAGUACAAACACAGAAAAUGGUGAUGUUUGUGAUAAUGAUGAGCAAAGUUUGACCAAAUAUUAUGCCAGUGCAAUUGCACUAGCAGAUUCACCAGAUGAGAAGAGGAGGCGUGAACAUCGGUUUAAGCGUUUUGAGAAUGCACAGGAAAAUCAAGCAGAAACUAGGCAUUAUAAGCCAAAAGCUUCUGGAGCUGGUAAUACAUACACGAGAAGGGCAAGCGCUAUGCUCAUUGCUAAAAGCUCUGAAGCUAGCUGUACCAGGGCUGUUGAAGAUUUUGACUGGGAUGCCCUUACAGUGAAGGGAACCUGCCAGGAGGUUGAAAAGCGCUAUUUACGUCUUACAUCUGCUCCUGAUCCUGCUACUGUGAGACCCGAAGAGAUCUUGGAAAAAGCUCUUCACAUGGUUCAGGCUUCUCAAAAGAACUAUCUUUACAAAUGCGAUCAGCUUAAAUCCAUACGGCAGGACCUAACAGUACAGAGAAUACAAAAUGAACUAACUGUCAAGGUGUAUGAGACUCAUGCACGGUUAGCUCUAGAAGCUGGAGACUUGCCAGAGUAUAAUCAGUGCCAAUCGCAGUUGCAAAGCCUCUACGCAGAAGGAAUUAGUGGAUGCUACAUGGAGUUUUCUGCUUACAAUCUGCUUUGUGUUAUAUUACACUCCAGUAACAAAAGAGAACUCUUGUCAGCGAUGGCGAGGUUAUCGAGAGAAGCUAAAGAGGACGCUGCUGUGAAGCAUGCCCUUGCUGUAAGCUCCGCCGUUUCAUCAGGAAAUUAUGUCCAAUUUUUCAGAUUGUACAAGGCUGCUCCCAACUUGAACACUUCCCUUAUGGAUCUCUACGUAGAGAAGAUGAGAUUCAGUGCUAUCAAAUGCAUGUGUAAAUCAUAUCGUCCUACAAUCCCACUUUCAUACAUUGCUCAGACAUUAGGCUUUUCAAGGGAAGCACAAAUAGCGGAUGGUGAAGAUGAGGAUGCAAUUAAGUUGGAGGAGUGCGAGGAAUGGUUGAAGGCACAUGGCGCAGUUCUUACUGUUGAUGGUAGUGGAGAACACCAGGUAGAUACAAAGGUUACUGCUCCCAGUCUAUUCAUGCCAGAACCUGAAGAUGCAGUUGCACAUGGAGACACAAGCCUUGCUGUUGAUGAUUUUUUGACUCGGGCAGUUUCUUGAAGUUUGGCCAACUUGUGUUUCUCUUUUGAUGUACGAUGAUGAUACAGCGAAGGUAAGGGUCCAAGGCCGUGCGUCCUUAACCCAGAGGAGGAAAUGAAUUUUCUCUUAAUUACUAUUACGAGAAUGCUCGAUUAAUUGCCCCCCUGACCACGAGUGCAAGGAGCGAGAGAACAAGUAACCUCGAAUGAAUCAACAAUGGACGUCUUUGAUUUUUACAUGGCUUGCGGCAACUUUUCCCAUGCCUACGUAUGUUCUUGUUCUGAAACCCAAUUCCUGAGAGCCAGCUUGUUAUGCUGAUUUUGUGUUUGGAUUCUGGGAUCAGUAGUGUUGUAUACCCCGAAAAGAAUAUGUUGUAAGAUGAUGCCCAAGCUUAAGAGUUGUACCCUUUUACUGAUUUGAAGCUAAACUGCUCAUUGUUACAAUUAUUUAAUUCUUUGUGUUACGUAAAAUUAUGUGUGUAAUCAUGAUCAA
Messenger RNA from Asparagus officinalis (garden asparagus), 3779 nucleotides. RefSeq names its product SAC3 family protein A. Bases 348 to 3308 code for a protein of 986 amino acids. NCBI's taxonomy places the organism in Eukaryota, Viridiplantae, Streptophyta, Magnoliopsida, Asparagales, Asparagaceae. Gene Ontology annotation, cellular component: nucleus. The transcript is spliced from 14 exons. The record is from RefSeq and is a predicted model, not a curated record.